CUAAAUCAGAUCUUUUCAUCACAUAACUCACACAAAAGAGAAGCCGUUCUCCUGUUCUGAAUGUGGUUACUGUUUUGGUACUAAAUCAGACCUUAUGGCACAUCAGAAAACUCACACAGGAGAGAAGCCGUUUUCCUGUUCUGAAUGUGGGAAAUGUUUUGGAACUAAAUCAGACCUUAUGGCACAUCAGAAAACUCACACAGGAGAGAAGCCGUUUUCCUGUUCUGAAUGUGGGAAAUGUUUUAGCCGGCAUUCACACCUUGUUAGACAUAAGAGAACUCACACAGGAGAGAAGCCAUUCUCAUGUUCUGAAUGUGUGAAAAGUUUUACCUGUAAAUCAAACCUUAUGGCACAUCAGAAAACUCACACGGGAGAGAAGCUGUUCUCCUGUUCUGAAUGUGGGAAAUGUUUUGUAACUAAAUCAGAACUUAUGGCACAUCAGAGAACUCACACAGGAGAGAAGCCGUUCUCCUGUUCUGAAUGUGGGAAAUGUUUUAGAGCUUAUUCAAACCUUUUUUCACAUCUGAAAAUUCACACAGGAGAGAAGCCGUUCUCCUGUUCUGAAUGUGGGAAAUGUUUUAGCCAUCAUCCAUACCUUGCUGUACAUCAGAGAACUCACACAGGAGAGAAGCCUUUCUCAUGUUCUGAAUGUGGGAAAUGUUUUGGAACUAAAUCAAACCUUAUGGCACAUCUGAAAACUCACACAGGAGAGAAGCCGUUCUCCUGUUCUGAAUGUGGGAAAUGUUUUAUCAAGCAUUCAUACCUUGUUGUACAUCAUAGAACUCACACAGGAGAGAAGCCAUUCUCCUGUUCUGAUUGUGGGAAAUGUUUUGGAAAUAAAUCAAACCUUAUUUCACAUUUUAAAACUCACACAGAAGAGAAGCUGUUCUGUUCUGAAUAUGGGGAAUUAUUUGGCGAUAGUUCAAAGCUUGUUAGACAUCAUAGAAAUCACACAAAAUAGGAAUUUUCUGAUGUUCUGAAGUUGUAAAAUGUUAGUUACAUACUGAUUUUAAAAAGAAGUACAUUUUUUUUAAAACAUUUAUUUUUGAAAUGCAUAGUUAGACAAACAAGAUUACAAUGACCGUUUUGCAAAUAUAGGCUUGUCAAUAAACGAGACAGAAGUAGAAAACGUCAUAAAAAGCGCUGCACUUUUUUUGUGUGUAGAGAUAACAAAGACACCAGUAUUCAAUGAUAUGGGUAUGUUACUAGCAAAGAUAUUGCAGUAGAGUCAAUAAUGCUAGGCUAGUAUGCUAGACUACUGUAGAUCCACAGUCCCUAAAGUAAAGGUCAGGUACAGAGGCUCGCUCAACCCAUGGCAAAUAGAAACAAGAGUAGGGGCCCAGUGCAGGCACAAAGGAAUAAGAAGCAAAAGAUAAUAAGGUAUUGACAUAUAUAACAUCAAAUUAAAUUCCAACAAACUGCAGAAUUGC
Messenger RNA from Pelobates fuscus (common spadefoot toad), 1430 nucleotides. RefSeq names its product gastrula zinc finger protein XlCGF17.1-like. The record is from RefSeq and is a predicted model, not a curated record. The coding region runs from base 95 to 961 and encodes 288 amino acids. NCBI's taxonomy places the organism in Eukaryota, Metazoa, Chordata, Amphibia, Anura, Pelobatidae. Gene Ontology annotation, molecular function: DNA-binding transcription factor activity, RNA polymerase II-specific; RNA polymerase II cis-regulatory region sequence-specific DNA binding. Gene Ontology annotation, biological process: regulation of transcription by RNA polymerase II. The transcript has a single exon.